Messenger RNA from Ceratosolen solmsi marchali, 2019 nucleotides. Its product is annotated as ATPase family AAA domain-containing protein 2-like. Gene Ontology annotation, biological process: nucleosome disassembly; transcription initiation-coupled chromatin remodeling; nucleosome assembly. Lineage: Eukaryota; Metazoa; Arthropoda; Insecta; Hymenoptera; Agaonidae. Gene Ontology annotation, molecular function: ATP hydrolysis activity; ATP binding; chromatin binding. Gene Ontology annotation, cellular component: nucleus. The transcript is spliced from 10 exons. The coding region runs from base 109 to 2019 and encodes 636 amino acids. The record is from RefSeq and is a predicted model, not a curated record.
UAAUUACUUUCUUGAAUGGAACAUUUUCAUGGAUUAACUGAAUAUUGGUACUUAAUUUUACGUUAAAGUGAUUUUUUCACUUUGAACAUACGUGAAAAGUUAAGUAGAAUGGCUGGUAUAAAAGAUUUUUCCUGCGUUGGUGGUCUUGAAAAGCAUAUACGAAUCGUCAAAGAAAUGGUUCUAUUUCCUCUUAUAUAUGGAGAUAUUUAUGCAAAAUUUAACCUUCGACCACCACGAGGACUUUUAUUUUAUGGACCACCAGGUACAGGGAAAACAUUAGUUGCAAGUGCACUUGCAGUAGAAUGUAGUAAUUCUGAACGAAAGGUUUCAUUCAUUUCACGAAAGGGAUCUGAUUGCUUAAGCAAAUGGGUUGGUGAAAGUGAAAAGAAACUUCAAAAAAUUUUUCAAAUGGCACAGCAAAGUAGACCAUGUAUCAUUUUUUUUGACGAGGUCGAUGGACUAGCACCAGUAAGAUCGAGUCGUCAAGAUUUUGUUCAUGCAAGUAUAGUAUCAACUCUACUAGCUUUAAUGGAUGGCUUAGACAAUAAUUCAGAAAUUAUUGUAAUUGGAGCUACUAACAGGCUUGAUGCUAUUGAUCCAGCUCUGAGAAGACCUGGAAGAUUCGAUAGAGAACUCUACUUUCCUUUGCCUUGUUUUACUGCCAGAAAAGACAUACUUUUGAUACAUGUAAAAAAUUGGAAACAGAAGCCACCACAAAAAUUCCUUGCUUAUCUGGCAUCAAUAACCGUUGGCUUUUGUGGUAGUGAUUUGCAGGCUCUUUGUACCGAGGCUGUAAUGUGUUGUGUUAGGAGAAAUUAUCCUCAAAUAUAUACUACCAAAUCAAAGCAUCAUAUAAACGAAAGAUCAUUAAAGGUUGAAAAACUAGAUUUUAUUAAAGCCCAGCAGAACAUAGUGCCGGCCUCACAUCGUGUUUGCAUUGCACCGGUAAAAACAUUAUCGACGGAAAUUCGACCACUUCUUGAAAAUAUAUUGAAUCAUAUUAUGACAAAUUUGUAUAAUAUUUGUCCAACAGAAAUGAUAACAUCAGAAGAUUCAGUUAUUAAAACAUCACAUUCAACCAAUUGUCCCAGGAUUUUAUUAUGCGGAAUUGAUGAUUGUCAUACUCGACAUAUAGGACCGGCUAUUUUACAUACAUUGGAACAUUUACCUUGCCAUAUUUUAGAUGUGACAACACUUUUUGAAGAAACUGGUAGAGCUGCAGAAGAAUCUAUUAUUCAAAAAGUGAAGGCUGCACGCCAUACACUGCCGUCUCUGUUAUAUGUACCUGAUAUUCUGUCCUGGUGGGAUUUAGUGGAUGAGGCCGCGCGUGUGAUAUUUACAUCAUUAUUACGAGGCUUAGAUCAAUCUGUCCAUAUUCUUAUAUUGAUUACCGCCAAAUGUGAUCUUGAAAAUAUACCAUUAGAGAUUUCAGUAUUAUUUAAUAAACAUCAAGGGGAAAUCCAACAAAUUCCAGUACCUAAUGCAACCGAACGAGAAAAUUAUUUUUACGAACUUUUUCUCAAAGCAAAUUUUACCUCAAAUAACGUCUCCAAUAAAUCAUGCAAUGGAGAAAUAAUAGAAUCCACGCCGGUGAAAAAAAUUAAAAUGGAAAGUAAAAUACGAACAAAAAGGAAUACUGCUUCCGAGACUUUAAAAAAAUCCAGAUCGGCAUCUAUAGCAAGUGUAAAUAAUGGCAGUAACAAGCGAGAAUAUAAAAAUGCAUGUGGUGAGGGUCCUUUGAUAAAACGUCAACGUCUUGUUUCAUCAAAUGGAAAUUCGUUGAAACCUCUCAAUUCCGAAAGAUUAAAUGAAGCUCAGUUACAGAAAAUUUUGCAUAGAACAAUUUUGUUAACGGAGGGAUGGCCUUGUCAUCAAUUGGAAUGUUUACGGACUUCUCUCGAAUGGAUUUUAGAUAGCCAAGAAUCUGAUAUUUAUGAACCAAUCAAUAAAUGUCUUAAUAAUUUUGAACAUGGAUCUUCUAACUACCUAAACAACGAAUUAAAACUUGAACAAACGUAA